AGAGGCGUCUGCCCGCUGCCGCUUUCAGCCAAUCCGCGGAGUGUUUGAUCCUUUAGCCAGCCAAUGAGAACUGAGCAUUCGAGGCACCACUUUUAAAGUUUGGCGUGCCCGGCCGAGUUGCCGUGUUGUGUAUCCAUGGGAGAAACUUUAGAAGAAACGUUGAGCCGAAAAGCAUAAACCUGAGGCAACGUUUUGAGGACAGUAGGAGUUUUCUGGGCGAUAAACGCCGAGAAAGGCUGUUUAAUAUUUUUCGGUUGGUUCUUCUGGAAACGGGUUAAGGAAAUGCCAUCUCGGGUUGAAGAUUAUGAAGUCCUGUUCACUAUCGGCUCUGGUUCUUACGGAAAGUGUCAAAAGAUACGUCGAAAGUCGGAUGGCAAGAUUCUGGUCUGGAAGGAACUGGACUACGGCACAAUGACUGAAUCGGAGAAGCAAAUGCUGGUCUCAGAAGUUAACCUACUACGUGAGCUCCGCCAUCCCAAUAUAGUUCGCUAUUAUGACCGUAUCAUUGACAGGACAAAUACGACGCUUUAUAUUGUAAUGGAGCAUUGUGAAGGAGGAGACCUUGCCAGUCUCAUUACCAGAUGUAUUAAAGAGAGGAAAUAUUUAGAUGAAGAGUUUAUCAUUAAGGUUCUAGCUCAAUUAAGUAUGGCAUUGAAAGAGUGCCACAGAAGGAGUGAUGGAGGCCAUGUCGUCCUUCAUAGAGAUCUGAAGCCAGCUAAUAUCUUUCUUGACUACAAACAGAACGUCAAACUAGGAGAUUUUGGACUAGCCAGGAUUCUUAAUCAUGAUACCAGUUUUGCAAAAACAUUUGUGGGAACUCCAUACUACAUGUCUCCCGAACAAAUCAAUCGGAUGUCAUACAAUGAGAAGUCGGAUAUUUGGUCACUUGGCUGCUUGCUGUAUGAGCUGUGUGCAUUGUCGCCUCCAUUUACAGCUUAUAAUCAAAAAGACUUGGCUGAAAAGAUAAGGGAGGGAAAAUUCCGACGCAUUCCGUACAGAUAUUCUGAGGGAUUGAAUACUCUAAUUACGCGAAUGCUGAAUUUAAAGGAUUACCUGAGACCUUCAGUUGAAGCCAUCAUCCAGAAUUCACUGAUAGCAGGAAUUGUUGCAGAUGAACAGAAAAAUUAUGAGAAGACCAGGAGAAAAUCAUCAGACUAUGAGAAACCUCUGCCAUCAGAAUCUUCUGCCUCAGAACUAAAACUUAAAGAGCAACAGUUGCAGGAAAGAGAACAAGCAUUGAAAGAGCGAGAGGAAAGGCUUGAACAGAGGGAGCAUGAGCUUUGCCUUCGAGAAAGGCUAUGUGAGGAUAAACUUGAAAGGGCUGAGAACUUGAUGAAGAACUACACGCUUUUAAAACAGCGGCCAUUUUUGACGCCUGCCUUUUCUAAUGUGAUAGAUGAAUAUGUGACUAACUCCAUUGGCAAGAAGAAAGUUCACUUUGCAGCAGACAGAAAAGAGAAUCAAAUGUUGGAAGGUGCCAGGGACAACAUUACUCACAGUAAAGAUAAAUGUGAAGAACUAAAAAAGCGACUGCAAGCAGCAAAUCUUCAAGCAAGAGUCUUGGAUGAAAUGGAGAAAAAUUACAAUACAAAAAGCAAACUGAUUCUUGGAAUGCGUUAAUGUAAAUAAUUUGUAAAGAUGUACUGUAUAUAGAAUUUUAUUUAUUUCAGAAAGUGCCAUUUGGCAUUUUUUUUACAUUUUAUUCUGUAUAUGUGGGUUGGCAGGUGCCAUGGGUCUGUUAGGCCUUAAGUACCCGAUUUAUUUUUGUAUUGUAAAUCAAGUUGUAUGUGUUUCAUAAUGGAAGAUCAUGUAAGCAUGCCAGUGACUUACACGAAGAACACGGUCUCAUCCUAAAACUACACACCACUCUCUAUCGCAGAUUUAAAAGAAUAGUGCUAGUAACUCUUAAUUCUAAAGUCAGCAUCUCACACCUGUAAUUUAGGAAAUGGAGAGACAGGACUAAAUGCUGCCAUCUGCUGGACCUGUAACCUGUUUGCUACACCGCAGCAGUGGCAGUGAACCAGAUUCUUUUGAUUUUGACAUUACUUUUAGUGAAUUGUACACUCAGCACUUGGUGUUUGUUGAAAUAACCUUCCUCUGCACUGCUUCUUGCACAUUUGUGAUAGAAUUAUGCUGUAGAAUAUGACAACACUCGCAGGGUAAUUACUGCUUCAACAUUAAGUUCACCGUUACUCUGUUUUAUUUCUUUGUAAGGUGAACUUUAUUUAAAAAUACAGUACAGUUGGAUACAAACCUCCUUCUGCUACUUAAAAAUGCACAAACAAAAGAAAAAAGUUCUACCUCCAUUCAAGGGACUUUAAAUCAGUUCAGCGUUGCCACCUUAUCAUUUGUUAUAAUUGCCUUAAUGUUUUGUAUAUAUUUUUGGACAUUAAUAAUGAAAGACUUUGUAAUCGCUGUAAAUCAAAAUUUCUUUUUUAAUAUCUGAAAUUGAAAUACAGAGCUUCACAGGUUGUUUUAUAUACACAUCAUGUUAUUGGAACAAAUGCAUCUGAAGAGAAUUAAGAAGAAACGUUUUAAAGGGGGUGCUGAAGUAACUGAUGUUGUAUGAAAUAGUCUUGAGAGUCACGGAUUGGAAAAAAUAAGUCACUUUUAUGGCAGGAGUUUAGCUUUGUCAUUCUGCAGUGGCUUUAGGAAGCUAGGUCUGAAUAUCAAGGCUGUCUACUGUGGACACUUUUCUCUAGUGUCAUUUCUUGUGACUGAAGACAGAGAGAUAUAAUUAAAGUUAGUAAAAAUAUUUUAUUAAUA
Polypterus senegalus (gray bichir) is the source of this 2766-nucleotide messenger RNA. RefSeq names its product NIMA-related kinase 2 (gene nek2). Bases 283 to 1620 code for a protein of 445 amino acids. The record is from RefSeq and is a predicted model, not a curated record. Lineage: Eukaryota; Metazoa; Chordata; Cladistia; Polypteriformes; Polypteridae. Gene Ontology annotation, molecular function: protein kinase activity; ATP binding. Gene Ontology annotation, biological process: protein phosphorylation. The transcript has 9 exons.